CUUUUUUUCAUUGUGGAUACAUAUCGGAUAUUCUGUGGCAAGAAACCAGAACACAAUGGAUUCGUGUGAAUUCCGGAAAAAAGGGAAGGAGAUGGUUGAUUAUAUCGCUGAUUAUAUGGAGAACAUACACAACCGCAGGGUGAUACCGGAAGUCGAGCCUGGUUAUCUAAAACAGCUCUUACCGGAUACAGCACCGGAAAUGAGUGAGAGUUUCGACGACAUCAUGAAGGACGUAGAGAGAACAAUUAUGCCAGGGAUAACUCAUUGGCAGCAUCCACACUUCCAUGCUUAUUUCCCGUCUGGAAAUUCCUACCCGUCAAUUCUAGGGGAUAUGUUGUCAGACGCUAUUGGCUGUAUUGGUUUUUCAUGGGCUUCAAGUCCCGCCUGUACAGAGCUUGAGGCCAUCACAAUGGACUGGCUUGGAAAAAUGAUGGGUCUACCCAAAAUAUUUCUCCAUGGAUCUGGGGAGGGUGGCGGUGUAAUACAGGGAUCAGCCAGUGAGUGUAUACUAGUGACAUUACUAGCGGCCCGACACCACGCUCUACAGGAAAGGGAGAGCAUGUCCCCUCUCAUCCGAAAUGAUACUAACUUACCCAAGCUGGUGGCGUACUGCUCCAAACUUUCGCAUUCCUGUGUAGAGAAGGCUGGGAUGCUAGGAUUUGUACACCUAAGACAGCUAGACGUGGACGAUAACUUGUCUCUCAGAGGCAAUGUGUUGGAGGCGGCGAUACAAGAGGACAAAAAACUAGGAUUCAUUCCGUUCUACGUGUGCGCCACGUUGGGAACGACUGCUUGCUGUUCUUUUGACAACGUGGCCGAGCUGGGAGAAGUUUGUGUCCGAGAGAAGAUAUGGCUUCACGUAGAUGCAGCGUACGCUGGGAACGCCCUCAUCUGUCCGGAGUUCCAGCACCUUAUCAAGGGAGCAGAGAACUUGACAUCAUUCAGCUGUAACCCAAAUAAGUGGAUGCUUGUAAACUUCGACUGUUCUCUGUUGUGGGUUCGCGAUAAAUUGCUGCUUACCUCAUCAAUGACAGUGGAUCCCCUCUACUUGCAACACAAACACGAAGAUCAGACGAUCGAUCUAAGGCACUGGGGAAUCCCGUUAAGUAGACGAUUCAGAGCUCUCAAGCUUUGGUUUGUGAUUCGAUCUUACGGUGUGGCAGGGCUUCAGGCGUAUAUCAGGAAACACAUCAAGCUUGCCAAAUUGUUUGAGACAUAUGUGAAGAAUGACGCCAGAUUUGAAGUGUCGGCACCUGUUCACAUGGGACUUGUAUGUUUCCGCCUUAAGGGGUCCAAUUCACUCACAAAGAAAUUAAAUAGACUUAUCAAUGAAUCUGGACAGCUGCACAUGGUACCUGCCUUGAUCAACAAAAACUACGUCAUUCGGUUCGCUCUGUGUGCGGAGAAAGCUAACGAAAACGACAUUGAGUUUGCUUGGAAAACUAUUUCAGCCAUAGCUUCAACACUUUUAGCGAGGCCAUCAGUCGAGAAAUCGGUAAGUGAAUUGAGGACGUCGGAAUCAGACGAAGAGGAAAAGUCGGAGGAAAUUUCAGAGGAGGACGAAGAGGGAGAUAAUGCCUUCAUGGAAUUUGACAACGACAUUAUUUUCGAUGAGUCAAGCACCAGGAUGAGAAGUGUAAUGUUCCGACGGAGUACGUUUCAGCGGAUGAUAUCCGAUCCUAAAUGUUAUGACCCAAAGGCACGCGGUUUCUCGAGAGGCAGUCGACGACGGUACAUGAGCGAGUCCUGUAGUAAGCGGAAUCCACUCUCGUUUGAUGAGCCUAUAUUUAAUUUCUGA
Messenger RNA from Ylistrum balloti, 1798 nucleotides. RefSeq names its product aromatic-L-amino-acid decarboxylase-like. Gene Ontology annotation, biological process: amino acid metabolic process. NCBI's taxonomy places the organism in Eukaryota, Metazoa, Mollusca, Bivalvia, Pectinida, Pectinidae. The transcript has 15 exons. Bases 56 to 1798 code for a protein of 580 amino acids. The record is from RefSeq and is a predicted model, not a curated record. Gene Ontology annotation, molecular function: pyridoxal phosphate binding; carboxy-lyase activity.